AUGUUCAUUUCGGCAUGCUCUGCAGAUCCCACGAAACCGUGUCAAAUCACCUCAACCAGAGCAGUGAAUGGCUUGACUGUGGAUCCAUUGUGCAAUAAUCGGAUUGCAUCGUUCUUCGAGCGUCAAGUUUCAAUUUGGAAAGUGGAUAGCCUGGAAAAACCGGUGAGUUACUGGGCAUCCGGUCGUCCCAACUGUCCACUGCUGGCAUUCAGUUGGCAUCCAUCCUUACCCAAUUGUCUUUUGACAUUGGAUCGCGAGGGUUGUUUAGAUAUUGCGGAACUGAUUGAACGUCCGGCUACCGCUUGGUCCCCGGAACAAGCGUUACUUUGGUCCCAUUCCGGUCAAUGGACUGCUUACGAUCCAUGGAGUGUGAAAAGUAGUCGAGUGAUUCAGUUAAUGAGCCCUCCAAAACCGAUGAGACCAUCUGGAGCUAUCGCCGAUCAGCCACAUGAACCUGAGGACCCAGCAGCAGUCGGGGACGAGCUCGGUGAGCCAACUUUGGCUACCUCUAUCGCACGUCGUUCCAGUAUGGUGGUCGAACUGCAGCAACAUUUACUCAAUGAUAUCGCUUCAGUGAUGCGUCGACGAGCUGAGUUGGGCUACGGAAUGGGGCUCGAUCCUGAAUUGUACAUCAAUAUCCUAGGCGAGACCACCUCACUGGGUACAAUGUGGCGUUGGAUCAAGUGUAUCCUUUUCGUGCAUGUGGACGGAUCAUGGUGA
Messenger RNA from Echinostoma caproni, 720 nucleotides. Lineage: Eukaryota; Metazoa; Platyhelminthes; Trematoda; Plagiorchiida; Echinostomatidae. The record is from the annotation of a GenBank genome assembly.